Erinaceus europaeus (western European hedgehog) is the source of this 3460-nucleotide messenger RNA. RefSeq names its product ADP-ribosyltransferase 4 (inactive) (Dombrock blood group) (gene ART4). Bases 260 to 1243 code for a protein of 327 amino acids. Lineage: Eukaryota; Metazoa; Chordata; Mammalia; Eulipotyphla; Erinaceidae. Gene Ontology annotation, molecular function: NAD+-protein-arginine ADP-ribosyltransferase activity; NAD+ poly-ADP-ribosyltransferase activity. The transcript is spliced from 3 exons. The record is from RefSeq and is a predicted model, not a curated record.
CCUUAGCAGGCUUUUGGAAUUCCCCACAUACAGAACUAGAUAGGGGAGUAUCUCACUGAAAACUUAGGUUCACUUAGAAGUCUCAUUUUUUUUUUCACAAGACUGUUCCAGAGCUUUCGGCUCUGCUAGUAAGUCAGAGCUUCCCUCAGAAACUUCCUCAGAAAAACUAGGGUGAUCUCAACAUUGAUGUGCACAAGGACAGUUCUUUCAGAGACUCACUCAGAGGGAGAGCUACAAGAAAGCUGUGAGAUCUUUCAGGAUGAUGCUGCAAAAGUCCAGAAGUACUUUUAACACCAACAGAUGUUGUGCAUUGACCAACAGGUGCAGGGUUCUUUUCUCAAUUACAGCUGUUCCUGUGAUGGACAUCUGGCUGCUUCGAGGGCAUCUUCCUCUCCUGCUGCUGCUCUUCAGUCUACAGAGACCUACAGAAAGUUCUGAGGUUAUAGUUAGGAGCAACAUUAACCUAGCAUCAGAUUCCUUUGACGAUCAGUAUCAAGGCUGUAUCCAACAGGUCAUGGAGAAGCUAAAUCAAGGGGACUAUUUCACAAAUGAAAUAGAAAAUGAUAGGAUAUACUCCAGGGCCUGGCAUAACGCCUACUUAAACUGGUUGAACCAAGUAAAAACUCCUCUCCCCAAGAACAUGACUAAUGCACAUGCUGUGGCCAUCCUGGUUUAUACAUUGAACAGCAAUGUUCGAUCAAACUUCACUAAAGCCAUGGCUAUUGCUGGUAGAUCUCCUCAGCAGUAUAAGGAUUCAUUCCAUUUCAAAUAUCUACACUACUACCUGACCUCAGCAAUACAGUUGCUGAGGGAAGAAAAUGUCAAGAAGAAUGAUUCUCUGUGUUAUGAAGUGUAUCAUGAGGCAAAGGACAUCUACUUGGAAGCUUCUAUAGGUUCUACCCUUCAAUUUGGCCAAUUCCUUUCCACCUCCCUCCUAAAAGAAGAGGCACAGAAGUUUGGAAACCAAACUCAGUUUACCAUAUUUACUUGCUUGGGUGUCUCUGUACAAGACUUCUCACUCAAGAAGGAGGUUCUUAUUCCUCCCUAUGAGUUGUUUGAAGUUGUGAAUAUUAGCUACUACCAAAGAGGAAAUUGGUUGAAAUUGCGGUCAACUGGAAACCACAGCAAGUUUAACUGUGAGCUGCUGAAAGCUUCCAGCGAAAAGUGCAUCCCUAUUCCUGUACUUACAGCUACUCUACCCCUUUUGACCAUUGCUAUCAUCUCUUCCAAAACCGGAGAAUAAAGAAAACUUGAGAUUUUACUUGUCUUAUCCCCUUUUACUUAUUCCAGUAAAGGAACCCCGAAUUCCUUUGAGGGAUCAUUCUGUCUAACAACCAAUCACUGCAGAGUUGUUUCUGUUCACUACCUAUGAAUGGCAUUGUAUCUCAAUAUAUUUUUCUCCAUUAACACUGAGGAUCAAACUGAAAUUGAAAACAACCCCAUCAGAUCUUGUGAGAUACACAAGUUACUUUUGCUAAUUGGAGUUGGGAGUAGAGUGGAGGUUUUUUAGUGGAGAUUAAUGAAAGCACAGCUUGAGCCUAGAGCAGCUCAGAGCUAUCUCCUACUAGGACUGGAAUCUCUGACUCCCUGAGAAUGGAUCUAGCACAAUGAAGGAAGAUCUGAGAAAUGGAAAUAAUCUGAUCCUGGUGGUCCAAGAGGAGGUGCAGUGGAUAAAGCAUUGGACUCUCAAGCAUGAAGUCCAGAGUUCAGUCCAGGGCAGCACAUGUAUCAGAGUGAUGCCUGAGUUCUUUCUCUCUCCUCUUAUCUUUCUCAUUAAUAAAUAUUUUAAAAUUUUUAUCCUAAAUAGUGUGUGUGAGCUGUAGAUCCAACUAUACCUGGGACAAAAUAUACUGGGCUUUUUCAUUAUAUAAAUCAAUAAAUCAUAUUUCUGCUUAAAAGUUUUGGAUUAAAUUUUUUUUCACUCCAGGGUUAUUGCUGGGCUCGGUGCCUGCACAAUGAAUCCACCGCUCCUGGAAGCCAUUUUUUCCCCCUUUUGUUGCCCUUAUUGUUGUAGCCUCGUUGUGGUUAUUAUUGUUGCCAUUGUUGACGCUGUUCGUUGUUGGAUAGGACAGAGAGAAGUGGAGAGAGGAGGGGAAGACAGGGGGAGAGAAAGAUAGACACCUGCAGACCUGCUUCACCGCCUGUGAAGCGACUCCCCUGCAGGUGGGAAGCUGGGGCUCCAACCGGAAUCCCUAUACCGGUCCUUGCGCUUUGCGCCACAUGCGCCUAACCCACUGUGUCUCCGCCCCGACCCCCUUGGAUUAAAUUUUCUAUCUCAAGCAACUAAAGGAAUUGGUUCUCACUUAUUUUUAGUAUAGCUGUCCUAAACAGCAGCAAAACAGAGACGUUUGAAUUAAGAAGCUAAGGACAAAAUUCUUUAUCAAAGACUGGGGAGAUAGCACAACCACAGUGUAUCGUACUUACACAUGUGAAGUCCCAGGUUCAGUUCCUGGCACUACCAAUAGCUAGAGCCAAGACCUAAUGCUCUGGGUCAAAAAUAAGUAGGAUAAAUACAUAAAAUCCUUCAUCAGAUUGAAGCAAUUUGACCCCCAGAGUCAUAGCCAAUGUAUGAAUUUAUUCAGAGAUUUUUUAUUGUCGUUCUAGACCAAAUUAAUGUAGUCUUAGGUGGGUGGAAACUUGAGAAGUAAAAGGAAAAUUUAACAAAAAUGUUAGAGAAAUCAUCUUGUGUUAGUAGUAAGGUACUUCAUACAUAUCUAAAAUACAAAGACGGAAUUUAUAUCUGUAUGCUAUCUACAGAGAACAUUUAUAGCAAAUUGGAUUUUAAGUUUUAGUCAUAAGUUUACAUUUACUUAUUGAAAAAAAUGUAGAUAUUGAUAGAGUAAAAUGAGAAAAUAAAGGAGGGAAAGUGUGGGAUUAUGUGAAAGCAUGGUAGAGCACAGGGGAACUCCCCCAUCCUUGAGAUGGAGGUCUGAAAAGAUACCUCACCUGUCAGUCUCUCCCUUUCAGGGAUAGAGCUUGGUGGGAAACGCUUUUCCUGACUGAGUUCCUUUUUGUCAGUCUCCCAGGCUUCACAGAGACCUGCAACUUCUAACACUUAGCUCAUUCCCCUGCUACAAGCCAAAUGGUUGCCUGCUUGAAUACUCCAUCACACUCCCUUGCCAGUAACAUAACAAUGAGACCCCCCCCCCCACCUCUUCCCGGUUCUUUGAUCAUCAUGACUUACAUCAAUACUCUGCCAUUCUCUGCUUUAUCUCAUUCUGCUGGUUUAACAACCAUGUUUCUCAUAACACCUUUAGAUAAUUAACAUUUCUUGCCACAUGGAAACUAAUUGUUUUGACCUUUUUGUAUCUUAUCAAUUCUGGGGUCAUUCCUUAGCCCUCCCAACCAUAGGGGUACUAACCUUUUGAAAACCUGUGAUUACUGACAUAUGUGAAAAAUGUUCUUUGUUCCACUUUGCUAUAUAAGCCUUGUCCUUUCUCUGAAUAAAUUGGAAGUUCAU